GAGCCCGCUACCGCCCUGAGGGCGAAGGCGCCGGCCUCUAGGACCAACGACUGGCGCGAGAUAGAGCGGCCGGAGGCGGUGCCGCGGAAGCCGGAAGUGGCCGCGUUUCCGGCCGGGCCGCCAUCUCGCCGUGAGGCAGCAGGAGCGGAGCAGCGGGAUGUGGUCCUCCGUAGCUGCGUCCUCGGGCCCGGGCAGAGACCUGGCCAUGGAACCUCGCAGCGCCGCGGGCCCUUUGCAGCUGCGCUUUUCGCCCUACGCCUUCAACGGAGGUACCGUAUUGGCAAUUGCUGGAGAAGAUUUUUCAAUUGUUGCUUCCGAUACUCGAUUGAGUGAAGGGUUUUCAAUUCACACACGGGACAGCCCCAAAUGUUACAAAUUAACAGACAAAACAGUCAUUGGAUGUAGCGGUUUCCAUGGAGAUUGUCUUACCCUGACAAAGAUCAUUGAAGCAAGACUAAAGAUGUAUAAACAUUCCAAUAACAAGGCCAUGACUACGGGGGCGAUUGCUGCGAUGCUGUCUACAAUCCUGUAUUCCAGGCGCUUUUUCCCCUACUAUGUGUACAACAUCAUCGGGGGACUCGAUGAAGAAGGGAAGGGAGCUGUGUACAGCUUUGACCCGGUGGGGUCCUACCAGAGAGACUCCUUCAAGGCUGGAGGCUCAGCCAGUGCCAUGCUGCAGCCCCUGCUUGACAACCAGGUUGGUUUCAAGAACAUGCAGAAUGUGGAGCAUGUCCCACUGUCCUUGGACAGAGCUAUGCGGCUUGUGAAAGAUGUCUUCAUUUCUGCUGCUGAGAGGGACGUGUACACCGGGGACGCACUCAGGAUCUGCAUCGUGACCAAGGAGGGCAUCAGGGAGGAGACCGUGCCUCUGCGGAAGGACUGAGUUCUGUGCCCUUGUCGCUGAUGAGUUCAAAACUGGUUAAGUUUGUACCUUGGAACUGUUGGACUGAUUUGUUUUAUUAAAAAAUAAAACCCCAAGCACUUA
This is a messenger RNA of Hippopotamus amphibius kiboko, 985 nucleotides long. RefSeq names its product proteasome 20S subunit beta 1 (gene PSMB1). The record is from RefSeq and is a predicted model, not a curated record. Lineage: Eukaryota; Metazoa; Chordata; Mammalia; Artiodactyla; Hippopotamidae. The coding region runs from base 158 to 883 and encodes 241 amino acids. The transcript has 6 exons. Gene Ontology annotation, cellular component: proteasome core complex.